Ictalurus punctatus (channel catfish) is the source of this 3164-nucleotide messenger RNA. Its product is annotated as CMP-N-acetylneuraminate-beta-galactosamide-alpha-2,3-sialyltransferase 1. Bases 60 to 1118 code for a protein of 352 amino acids. Lineage: Eukaryota; Metazoa; Chordata; Actinopteri; Siluriformes; Ictaluridae. The transcript has 8 exons. Gene Ontology annotation, molecular function: beta-galactoside (CMP) alpha-2,3-sialyltransferase activity. The record is from RefSeq and is a predicted model, not a curated record.
CACCUGAAAAGCCCUGACACUGGAAGGAAGGUUAUUUCAGGGGAGAUUGCAUAACAAACAUGAAUAAAGUUAAUGGAAAAUCAGGCUGCAGCGUGAAACACAUCAACGCACUAUUCCUCCCUGGCACAAUCUGCAAAAGUCUCGUUUAUUUCGGCAUCCGGACGACGAAAUUCCAGGUUCGUGUCAUUUACCUGGCCGUGUGGAUGGUCUUCCUGCUUGUGUUCAUCCGAGUCGAUUUCAGAUUUAGUUUGGGUGAUUUCAUCGAUGUCACUGAGCGGGUGUGCGGGUGCACGAGCUGCAUAAUGGACCCACAGGAAGAUCCGUGGUUCAUGGAGCUCUACGACAGCCGGGUGCCAAAAUUUAUGAACAGGACCAACAGUAAUAUCAGCGCACUCACAUAUAACUGGUGGAUGAGGCUCCAACGGUCCCGAUCACUGAAUCUCAGUGAUGUCGUGGAACCUCUGUUCUCACUGUUUCGUGAUGAGGAACACUACAGUGACUCUGGUCCUGACCGCUGUAGAACCUGCGCUGUGGUCGGCAACUCGGCCAACAUGAUUAGAUCCCAUUAUGGUGCUAUGAUAGACGCUCACGACUUUGUUUUCAGGAUGAAUCAUGGUCCAACCCAAGGCUAUGAGAGGGAUGUUGGGUUAAAGACCACACACAGGGCAAUUUAUCCAGAGAGCGCUAUAGACUUGGACAACUCCACCCAUCUAGUCCUGCUGCCUUUUAAAGUUUUGGAUCUGCAGUGGCUCAUUAGUGUUUUCACCACCAAAAACAUUACACGUACAUAUCGUGCAGUGAAACCUACAAUAAACGCGAACAAAGAUAAGGUGAUGAUCAUUAAUCCUGAGUUUAUAAGAUACGUCUACGAAAGAUGGUUGAUGAAAAACGGGAAAUAUCCAUCCACUGGCUUCAUCAUACUCAUGUUGGCCGUGCAUAUCUGUGACCAGGUGAAUGUAUUUGGAUUUGGGGCCAGUGCAGAUGGACGAUGGCACCAUUAUUUUGACCACUGGCAUCAUCCGUCCAUUCAUGCAGGUGAACACAGAGGGGGAGUUGAAUAUGAUGUCAUCCUGAAACUUGAGCAGCAACAGAGGAUCAAAAUGUAUAAAGGAUGGUGAUAGAGUCAGAUGAUGACUUUUUGAAAGACACUUUUUAAGCGUAAGUAAUAUCGGCUCAGUCUUUCAUGGUAUUGCUGAGUAACAGAGCUUCAUUUAAACUCAGUGGCUCUCGACAGCACACACUUCUGUACAGAUGACGGUUUCCUUGCUCUAAUACACUUAAUCCAAUUCAUUAUCUCAUUAUCAAGCCCUUUGUUAUCUGGAUCUGGUGGGAUUGGACACUAAAUACGAUAUAUACAGUACUGUGGGAAUGUAAAUCAGCAACAUGUUUACUUUUUCUAGAUUUAUAUCAUGCAAAAAAGAUAAGCUGCAUAUGUGUACAGUACACGGAUGCACAUUGUACAGUAGGUAUACAGUUGCAGACUGUUACGCAUUAUUUGUCUAAUUUAAGUAUUUAAACCAUGUAUUUCUGUAAAAUAUUAUUAUUUACUACACAAUGUGUAAAGUGCAGCAUUAUGUUUCAUCCUGUGAUUGAUCAAUAAUAAUUAAAUCUCAUAUUUCUUGGAAAAACUUGGCAAAAUGUUCCUGUGUCCAUUGUUGCCAGGCAUGUGCACGUCUUCCUGCAGCAGCUCUUUAUCGUUUAAAGUAUUAGAGAUGAAGUCAGCUUUCUCUAUUGUAUCUAUUGUGGAGUACAUAAAAGGAUUUAUUUGCACCUCUGGCCUUAUUGACAGAGUUGAUCUCAGCACAUUCUCCAGUAUUGGACAGUUCCAGAAUUAUUGGCACCCUUGAUUUUAAUAAAAUAAACAGUUGGAGAAGCAGGAACUUGCCUAGAACUAAAAGCAUCUGGCAAACUAACUGCACCCUUCUGACUUAUUCAGAUGUGCUCCACUUGCAAAGAGUCAGAAAACAAUGGAUUUGAGACAUGGUGGCAACUGGAUGACUUUAUACAUCUCAAUGCUAUCUAGUGAAGAACAGGUUGAAGUGAAAAGGUGCUGGAUUGUUUAUAUUGGUGUGACUUGUGAUAGAUCACUCACCCAAAUGGACUCAUGACUUUUUGUCUCAAUUUAAUGAGCUCAUUCGUUCCAGUUCUAUGUGUCCUGCUAGGAUUGUGCAUCCAUGUUGCUAAGACCUGUUCUUUGUCCACUGAAUGUUCAUACUUUGCUGAUACAGCAUAUUUAUUUUCUGACUGACAUUUACAUUCAUACACUCGAUUUCUCAGAAAUCUGUUUGUUUUUUCUGGUUACCAAACCUAACAAAACAACUUUCUAUUUCGUAUUGCAAUACACACUACUUCAUCCACUCUUCUUCAGGCUUCUCCUCUCUAAUCUAUCUAAUCUAUCUAAUCUAUCUUGUCCUGAUGAAAUUGUCUUACAAAAAUCUACCCAAGAGUCACCAAAGCAUUUUAGUACUAUUGAGUAUUGAAAAGCCUUAACGAAAACCUUGUGCCUAAUUGUAUUACUUGUGAUAUAAAGAUACUUUUGAUACAUAAUCAAAAAUAUUAAUUAAAACUAUGAAAAAAAAAUAAAUCAGUCUCAGCUACUCCAGUGCUUUACUGGACCUACAGUCUUCCCUCUGUUAAUCAUAAAAAUCCGACUUUCAUAAUUUAUUUCAAGUGUCAUGGCCCCCAGGUGCAAUCCACCUUUGGCCACUAGAGGGCACCUUGACUGUCCUUGUACAACUUCUUCCCCUGUUGUCUCCAUCCAUUUCCUGUCUCAACCAUCCUCAUGUGUUUGUGAAGUUCCCUGAUUGAUUAGUGCCCUAUUUAAAUUGCUUGUUUUUCAUCUUUGUCACUGCAGCGUUAAUUCAAGUCAGGUCAUAAUCUCGAAUUCCUCUCCGAGGAUAUAAAAAGUCUCUGUAAAAAUUAAAUGAGGAUAAAGCAUGUCAGGUUUUUUUUCAAGCUCUAAUGUGGAAAGGGUUUUUUUUUUUUUUUUUUUUUACACAAUUUAUUUACACACUUUUCACAAGCACAGGACACAGCAUGAAAUACACUUUCACACACUUUAUAGGAUCCCACAUUACACUGUUUGUAACUGUAAGAUCUUUCAAAUGAAAAAUAUAGACAUUAGCAUGUGAUUUUAUUUGUUUUAUUUAUUUCAUCCACAUCAG